UCUAUUGCAACCCGUUUGGGGGGGAUUGCACGCCAAGAUCAGCCCCCGUCUCAUCUAGGAGCUUGGCCUCUCUCGACUUUUCGAAACACUGUUUUCCCUUCUCCAAAUCAGGUCGCAACUCCCCAUUGUGACUGCAUAGCAGCUGUUGCUAUUGAGAGUUACCUGGGUCUCGUGGGAGACGAGUGACUUAUCAUACAAGAUGUCGGACACGGAGCAGGAAUGGAAGCCUAAGGCCCGACCGCAGUCGACGAUGGCACAGGCAUUUUCACUGGCACUGGACAGUGCCUUCUCGUUGGACACCGACGUUGAUCAACUCGAGAUAUCAGUGGACCAGAAAAAGCAAAUGGUGAUGAUCCAGAAUCGAGAACUGGAGGCUCUCCAGGCUCGCAUCCGCGAGGCGGAACAGCGUCUAAAGGCGCGACAGUCCCGCGUUCUGACCCAAUCCGAUAUCAACAAGGCUACGGGCCAUUCGCAGAGGGUUGAAGGUGAGGAAAAGACGCACACGUCUCAGUCCCCCCUGUCCUCUCCCAUAUCGGGCCCCUCGGAUGAAGGAUCGACGGGCUCAGCGACCUCUGCGGCAACAUCCCACGACAUGGACGACCCGGGUGAUGCUGACUUUGCCAUUGAUGAAGAUCACAAGCAGAAGAACAAGGCAGACGCAUCAUGAUUAUCUUCCAUACGACCGGGUCUGAUUUGAAAUGGGAUAUAUAGGGGAAAGGGGGGCGGGAUCCUGGGCUUCUUUUUUACGGUACUGUACGCUCUGCAGGACUAUCAUGGAUGGAGUGGGCGGAAGCAAGCCCCUUUGGACCCAUCAGGCUACGCCAUGUGGGUUGUCCCGGGCAGCUUCACGUCGCUGGCGGCUUUUAUGUUAUUAUCUUGGAUGGUGCCGUGACAGUUUGGCUCGUCUCUCAU
This is a messenger RNA of Paecilomyces variotii, 912 nucleotides long. RefSeq lists its product as hypothetical. The record is from RefSeq and is a predicted model, not a curated record. Bases 200 to 667 code for a protein of 155 amino acids. NCBI's taxonomy places the organism in Eukaryota, Fungi, Ascomycota, Eurotiomycetes, Eurotiales, Thermoascaceae. The transcript is spliced from 3 exons.